Messenger RNA from Aspergillus versicolor CBS 583.65, 1728 nucleotides. RefSeq names its product G1/S-specific cyclin. Gene Ontology annotation, cellular component: centrosome; cyclin-dependent protein kinase holoenzyme complex; cytoplasm. Gene Ontology annotation, biological process: mitotic cell cycle phase transition; regulation of cyclin-dependent protein serine/threonine kinase activity. The transcript has 2 exons. Lineage: Eukaryota; Fungi; Ascomycota; Eurotiomycetes; Eurotiales; Aspergillaceae. Gene Ontology annotation, molecular function: cyclin-dependent protein serine/threonine kinase regulator activity. The coding region runs from base 244 to 1506 and encodes 420 amino acids. The record is from RefSeq and is a predicted model, not a curated record.
CUCUAGCUACCUUGAAGGCUUCGACCCCGUUGGCUCGCCGUCAUUACCCCAGUACUCAGAUUAUUAUCUCGUUGCUGGUCAUUCUUUAAUACUUGCCCAACUAAUUCCACUCCUUAAUCUUUACAACUAAUUUGACGACUGUCGCUCUCUUAAUUCCGUCGUUCCCUGCAAGACACGGUGCUCUUCAGAUCCACUCCUUGAAUACUACUAUUCAAUUCGACACUCCCCUUCCAGUUCGACAAAAUGGCCUACCACAAACGCCCAACUUCGAGCUACCAACCCUGUGACACAUUCUUCGUGGAAUCAUACGAGGACUUUCCUGUUCCCCGGAUGGAUCCAAAGGAACAUGCAAAGCUGAUUGCCCGCGAGCGUCAGUAUGCUAUCGCCGAUGAACUGUCCAGGGUUACGAGCGAGGAAUACCGUGAGGACGUGUUGUCCCACAUGCUGGACAUGGAUGCUUCUACCCUUGCUGAUGUUGAAUCAAUUGACAUCCAAACGGAAAUCCAGUGGUUCAUGCGUCCUUACCUUCUUGACUUCCUAAUCGAAGCUCAUACCGCCUUCCAAUUACUGCCAUCGACCCUGUUCUUGACCGUCAACCUUCUCGAUAGAUACUGCUCCAAGCGUGUUGUCUAUAAGAGACACUACCAACUGGUUGGCUGUGCAGCUUUGUUGAUUGCGGCCAAGUAUGGUGACAAGAAGGAUCGUGUGCCAACCAUCCGGGAACUCAAGUCCAUGUGCUGCUCCUUGUACGACGAUGACAUGUUCAUCCAGAUGGAAUGGCAUGUCUUGCAAACUCUUGGGUGGACAAUUGGACACCCAACCGUCGACACCUUCCUUCAGACGGCAGUCAUGGACACUCCAUACGACCCUGAGGUCGAGCAUCUAGCUCUCUAUAUUGCAGAGAUCUCGAUGUUCCACCGCGAGUUCGUGUCCAAGCCAUCCUCCGACCUUGCUAGGGCAUCCCUUGCCCUAUCACGGUGCAUCCUAAACCGUCCUCAACCCCGUCACACGGAAUGGGCCUCGCAGUAUGACUCGAUGACACUGGUGGGUCUGUCACAACAGCUUCACCAGCCAUCUCAGGUGCUCGCGAGGAAGUACUCCUCAUCUCACUAUUCCCGGGUCUCGAAGAUCCUCGAACAGUUCCUCGCUCGUCAGGCCUCGAUCGCAAGUUACUCGCCGCCGAGCCCUCCCUCCGACAUGGUUGACGUUGAAUCCAAGCCAUAUGAAGGAGAAAUUGGGCUCGCUACUCCUCAGAAGGCUCCUCAUCCCUCCAACAUGCCACACGGAUAUAUCACCCCGCCAAUCACCCCCGAAAAUGAGGCCUUCAUCAAUGGUAGCAAUGCUGGCUAUGUGAAGACAGUCCAGGUGCCUAGCGCAUGCUCACCGUCGCCGACACCUUCACCUAGUGUGCAGCAGUACAUGACCCACAACCCCUACCAGCAGGAGUCGGCCUACGUGUCCCAACAAUUCCUUCAACCUCAAAUGAGCUUCACCACAGGAUAUUAGGCUGUGCUAGUAUUUCAAAGCCUACCACGUCCUGGCGAAUCUUGUGCCAUCUUUUAACCGAUCUGGUUUACUCUACAUAAAACCUUUGGAGUGGUUCCGCCAGCUGUCUUGCACGGACAGACCUGGAAUUUUCCUUUUUUUUUCUUACAAUCAUUUUCUCUUUGUUAUCUGCAAAAAAUUGCAUACCCCUCUCCUUAUGUUGUGACAUAUCAUACCUUGGGU